CGCAGCAAAAAGUGCCGAGCAGAUCCCUUCUUAAAAGAAGCCGCUCCCCUCGGCGGACAUAGAGCCCGCCUCUCCCUCCAGGCACAACUCUCUCCAGGAGAGCGAGGCUUUCCAACUCUCCAACAGCAGCGGCGGCUACGGCCAUGGGAAGAAGGCGAGGCGGCGGCGGCGGCAGGAGUGGGUGCCUUGGGGGUGACAAGUGAGAUCCCGGCAGCCUGGGCCGGGGUACGCGCAGCCAGGGGCGUAGCUGUUUGUCUGCCCUGGCGAGAGCGCAGCGUCCACGAAGACAAGGGAGCGCGCUGGACUUCUGCGCCUCGCUGGCAAGUUGUGGAAUCCAGAGGCAUGGAUCUUCGUCUCUUGCUGUUUAUUCUGGCACUGGUGUCUGCGAGUGAUUCCUUCUCCACGAGCAAGGCUUCGUCAGGAAAACCACAGAUCCUUAAGUGCCGGUCACCUGAACUGGAAACCUUUUCAUGUUACUGGAGUAAUGGCGACUUUCCCCAUUUAACAGCUGCCGGAAACGUGCAAUUGCUGUAUUCAAAAAGGAACUUAGAAAAGCAGAGCGAAUGGAAAGAGUGUCCUGAUUAUAUAACUGCUGGUGAAAACAGCUGUUAUUUCAACAAAACCUACACCUCCAUUUGGGUUCCUUAUUGUAUCAGGCUAGUUGAUGGAAACGAGACGUGUGACGAAGUAUGUUUCCGUGUGGAGGACCUAGUCAUCCCAGACCCUCCCGUCGGACUCAACUGGACUGUUCUGAACACCAGCCCAAUAGGCAUCUAUACCGAUAUCCAGGUCACCUGGAAGCCUCCACCCUCCGCAGAUGUUCAGAAUGGAUGGAUCACCCUCCACUACCAGCUGCAGUACAAAGAAGUCAAUGAGACAGAGUGGAGGGAGCUGGAGCCAAAGGGAGCCACGGUGUUUCCGGUAUAUGCUUUGAAGACGUGCCGCGAUUACGAGAUACGAGUCCGGGCGCAAGGGGUGUCUGAAAUUUAUGGGGACUUCAGUGACAUCCUCUACGUAUCUUUUAGCUCCGCAGGCCAGGUGCCAUGCGACGAAGAAUUCUCAGUUCCUUGGCCUUUGAUGAUGGCCUUCGGUACGCUUGGCGUAAUGGUGAUGUUAACCGUGGUGCUCUUUUCUAAACAGAAGAAGAAGUUAAAGAUACUGAUUCUUCCUCCUGUUCCAGUUCCCAAAAUUAAAGGAAUCGAUCCAGACCUCUUUAAGAAAGGAAAACUUGAUGAAGUCAACUCCAUCUUAGCCAGUCAUGGUAGCUGCAUGCCACCACUGUACGGAGACGACUCUUGGGUGGAAUUCAUUGAGCUGGAUAUAGACGAGGCAGAAGAGAGGACUGGAGGAUUGGAUACCGACAGGCUCCUCGGCGAUGACCGCUUGAAGUCUCACGGCUGCCUUGGUGUAAGGGAUGACGAUUCUGGGAGAGCCAGCUGCUGUGAGCCGGAUAUCCCAGAGACUGACUUCAGCGCCAGCGACACCUGUGACGGAACCUCAGACAUUGACCAGUCCAAGAAGGCAAACCACAAAGAGGAGGAUCUCUUGGGCUUUGACCAGAAAGACAACGGGAAGCCAGCGUCAGGUCUUGAGGGUGUGCUUGAUCACCCAGACGAGCAGCCCAAAGCCCAUUUUUCUGUCGCUGACACUAUCGAGACAACCAGCCCGCCUGCCAAGACCCAGCUGAGCAACCAGAAUUCAAUGGCCAACAUUGACUUUUACACGCUGGUCAGCGACAUUACUCCGGGAGGGAGGGUUGUGCUUUCCCCGGGGCAAAAGGUUAAGAUGGGGAGAGAUCCAAGCGAGACUCCGAAAGAACCAGUUGCCCAGUGCCAACCGAGCUUCGACAUGGACAAUGCCUAUUUCUGUGAGCUGGAUGUGAAAAAAUGUGUCCCUGCGACACUUCACAAAGAGGCCGAGCCAGAAGUUCAAGACCAGAGCUUUCCUGAAAACGCUUACUUCACCACCGAGAGCCUUACCCCUACAGCUGUGAAUCCUGCGAGGGCAGCAGUUCAAGAAGAGCCAGGAAGUGCCGAGGUGCUUGUGGCAGACUAUACCUCCAUCCAUGUAGUGCAAUCUCCGCAAGGCCUUGUGCUCAACGCCACCGCUCUCCCAGUGCCAGACAAGGAGUUCAUCGCGUCCUGCGGUUACGUGAGCACAGACCAACUAAACAAAAUGCUGCCCUAGUUUUCCUUGGACUGAGUAGGAAGUGGCACCAUCCCAACCCCUUCCCCCUUUCCCACUCCUCAGUCCAUGCCUCUGUGAGGCUCUGAAACACAUGCAGAGCUCCC
Messenger RNA from Lacerta agilis (Sand lizard), 2291 nucleotides. RefSeq names its product growth hormone receptor (gene GHR). The record is from RefSeq and is a predicted model, not a curated record. The transcript is spliced from 9 exons. Gene Ontology annotation, biological process: growth hormone receptor signaling pathway; positive regulation of receptor signaling pathway via JAK-STAT; positive regulation of peptidyl-tyrosine phosphorylation. Bases 343 to 2187 code for a protein of 614 amino acids. Gene Ontology annotation, molecular function: growth factor binding; growth hormone receptor activity; cytokine binding. Gene Ontology annotation, cellular component: growth hormone receptor complex; cytosol; external side of plasma membrane. Lineage: Eukaryota; Metazoa; Chordata; Lepidosauria; Squamata; Lacertidae.